AUGGAAUCUACAAUGAAGUGUAUGUGCCUUCUAGCGUUUGUUGUGAUUCUGGGCAUCAAUCAAUUCGAUGGGGCUUACGGGGCUGGCGAGUGUGGAAAAUCUAGCCCCGACAAAGAGGCCUGGAAGCUGGCUCCUUGUUUAGGAGCAGCACAAGAUGCAAAUGCUGCAGUUUCUGAUAAGUGCUGCAGUCAGGUAAAAAGGAUAGGCCAGAACCCAAGCUGCCUCUGUGCUGUGAUGCUUUCUAAUACUGCUAAGAGUGCAGGAAUCAAACCAGAAAUAGCUCUUACCAUUCCGAAACGAUGUAACAUUGUGGAUCGUCCUGUGGGUUUCAAGUGUGGAGAUCAUGAAGUCACUUAUGGUGCCAGCUACAAGGACUGUCAAGGAGUGCUGGAGAUUGUAUCUCUGUAA
This is a messenger RNA of Prunus armeniaca (apricot), 408 nucleotides long. Lineage: Eukaryota; Viridiplantae; Streptophyta; Magnoliopsida; Rosales; Rosaceae. The record is from the annotation of a GenBank genome assembly.